Molecule: messenger RNA, 805 nt
Organism: Synchiropus splendidus (mandarinfish)
Lineage: Eukaryota; Metazoa; Chordata; Actinopteri; Syngnathiformes; Callionymidae
Product: CMRF35-like molecule 5
Exons: 5
Coding region: 15-692 (225 amino acids)
Source: RefSeq, a predicted model, not a curated record
ACCAACAGAAAGUCAUGUAUUCCGAGAUGCCUCUGAUGAUUCUGGCCUGUUUUCUGGCAGUGGGGUCAGACGUGGCGAAUGGUCUGAGACUAACAGGGAAGGAGGGGGAAGAUAUCACAAUUACAUGUUCUCACUCAAAUGCUUACGGCAACACAAAGUAUUUCUGCAGAGGAGAAUGUGACUACAAAGAUAUCCUCAUAACCAGCGAAGGUCCAAACACAGCCAAGUAUCACAUAACUGACAGAGGGAAUGAUUUCGAUGUGACCAUUUAUAACCUGGAGGUGAAAGACUCAGGAUUGUACUGGUGUGGAAUAGACAGAGUUGGCGUGGACACGUAUACUAGAGUUGACCUCACCGUUGAAAAAGCUCCAGAGGUCACUGACACGUCAGGUCAAAGUAAAGACUCAACUCGACCCUCAGACACUGUGGUGUACAUCGGAGCAGGACUCGGGAUUUGCUUCACGAUUCUGGUUUUGGUCCUCCUUUUGCUCUUCCUCCUACGAAGAAGACGCUCUGCCGACCCAGAUGAGAAACCAGACGGUCGCUCGGCCAACUCCCCAGAUCCAGGAGUCAUUUACUCUGACGUCACUUUGAACAGAACAAGGUCACCUGGACCUAUGCCCACCAUUGUGCCACCAUCUGAAGCGGUCACCUAUUCUACCAUCAGAGGCGCUCACGCUGACUCAGUCUGACUUCCCUCUGUGUUGCAUGGACUUCCGCUGCCUCGUGCCUCAAGUGGCUGACUCCAGAUGUAGUAUGUGCAUAUAUACUUGUCGAACAAUAUUUCAGUGCAAAGGCUGGGCGA